AAGCGGACCACAAACAAGUUUUUUCCUCGUAUUUUCAUCUUCUCAAAAAACUUUUCAUUAAGAAGACACUUUGUUUAUAGUCUUGUACAUCCACGGGAGAGUACAGCACCCGAAGUUUGGCCACCAUGCAGCCGGAAGGAGACUAUGAGCACUGGUCUUGUCUUGCGGUGAUCCAGUGAUGCUGAUCUAAAUUAAGAUUUAGGGGGGGCGGGGUCAUGUUUGUACUGUGCCCCUUGGCGGUCCUGGCGCUCUACAGCUUUUUUAAGAGCUACACCCAAAAGGACAUGAGCCCAAACUUUGGUGAGGUCCCCGACCGUGGACUCUUAGUGGGAGAUGGGAUUCCUCAGAAGAAGUGCACAAGGAUGAAGGGCAGGCGAGGUGGCGCCCGCCGGAAGCGAGUCCAGCCGGUCCGGAAGUCAUUCCAGCUGCUCAGUCCCACGGUCAUGUUUGGACCAAGAAAGACGUGGGACCUCGGCCACACCCCCUGUCUACAGGAGCUCUGGAAGAACGACCUCUCUUUUGACGCGAGUUCGCUUGACUUCCUGAUGAGUGAUGGUGAGGAGGACGCCUCCUUUAUGUCUCUGCCAAGCCCCACCUUCUCUCGCCGCUCCCUUCUGACUGCAGAGCUGAACGAAUCAAGUGCACCCAAGCAGCAGCAGCUGCUCAUCCAGAGGGUCACAUGGUCCUGCUGGUGGACAUCCACCAACUCUCUUCAGGACAAAGUGUGUGAUCUCCGGGCCCGUCUCGACUCUGAAGCGCUGCACCACGCGGCGCUCGGGCGGCCAAACGGUCUGGCGGCGGCGCAGCAGGCAGGCGUGGCGCUAAGCGGUGGCGUGGACAAAGAGCAGCUGAUCCCUCGGCUGCACUCCCAGGUUGAAGAUCUGGAGAAGAAACUUCUUGACCAAACACAGGAGCUGGCGAGACUUCGCUCGGAACUGGGGGCGACAGACCUGGAGAAACAGCUGGAGAUCCUGGAAGCGGAAAACAGGCAUCUGAAGCGGGAGCUGACCUCUUGCAGAAGCGUAGAGGCAGCAUGCAGCUGCAGCCAGGAUGUAGAGGCGCUGCGGAGGGAAGUGUCUCGCCAGGAGAACCAGGCCCGUCAGAGAGAGCGCCACCUUGCUGAGCUGGAGAGACAGCUGAUGGAAAAAAGUGCCAAGGUGGACACGUUACAGCAGCAAUUGGAAUGGUCUAAAAAGACACAAGGGGAGGGAUCAGGCCAGAAAGCUGGAGACCAGUUGCAGAUUGAGGAGGCAGUGCAGGCAGAGGAGGCGGAGACUGACGAGUCCUCGACGGCGAUGCAGCUGAAGAACGUGUUGCUGCAGGAGCAGCUGUGUGUGCAGCGCCACCUGCUGCGAGAACUUGAGGCGCAGCUGCACGAGUCGCAAAGGACCUGUGCUCAACUGAGGACGCAGAUUGCGGUCUACGAUGGCGAAAUGGAGCGUGCUCAGAAGCAUAUGGAUGCGGAGCUUGUGCAUUUGAAGGAGGAGAAGGACCGAGUGAUUGAGGAGGCCUUCGUUAGGGCCGAGAGCGAGAUGAAGGCAGUCCACGACAACCUGGCAGGAGUGCGCAUGAAGCUGGUGGGUCUUCAUCCGGCACUGAGGACGCUGACGUGCGACUACAACACGCUGAAGAAGCAAGUCCACCAUUUCCCUGUUAUGCUGGACAAGGCCAUCGCUGACGCAAAGCAUGAGAUCUGUCAGGUCAUCAGCGAGGUGAGCAGCACCAACCAGAACCUUCUCGACAAAUACAAGCGGGAGAUGAACCUGAGGAAGAAGUGCCACAACGAGCUGGUCCGACUCAAAGGUAACAUCCGAGUUUUGUGCCGCGUUCGACCCAUCAGUCAGCAGGAAACGGACUCGGCCGACGUCAGAACCAUGUUGACCUUUGACCCAGACGACGACGCCAUCCUCUACCUCACCAACAAGGGCAAAGUUAUGACCUUUGACCUGGACAAAGUCUUCCGGCCUCAAGCCACGCAGGAAGAGGUGUUUCAGGAAGUUCAGUCUCUGGUCACCUCCUGUAUCGACGGAUAUAACGUUUGUAUCUUUGCAUACGGACAGACGGGAUCGGGAAAAACCUACACCAUGGAGGGCGUUCCCGAAGACCCCGGCCUCAACCCGCGAGCGCUCCGCCUCCUUUUUUCCGAAGUGAUGGACAAAAGUCCGGAUUGGGAAUACAAGAUCAGUGUUAGCAUGGUGGAGAUUUAUAACGAAACUCUUAGGGAUCUUCUGGGUCACAACAUCUCCGACAAACUGGACAUCAAGAUGAAUCCUGACGGCAGCGGACAGCUUUAUGUCCCUGGACUGACACAAGUCCAGGUCCAAAGUCCUGAGGACAUCAACAAGGUUCUGGAGUUAGGUCAAGUUAGCCGAGCGACGGCGUGCACCCACCUGAACGAUCACAGUUCUCGUUCUCACGCGCUGCUUAUCGUCUAUGUGUCGGGGCUCAACGCCACCACAGGAAGUUGCACGCAAGGGAAGUUGAACCUGGUUGACCUGGCUGGCUCGGAGCGCAUCAGGAAGUCCGGUGCUGAGGGCGGGCGCUUGCGAGAGGCCCAGUGCAUCAACAAGUCUUUGGCGGCGCUCGGCGACGUCAUCAACGCGCUGCGCUCCAAACACGCUCAUGUCCCGUUCAGGAACUCCCGGCUGACAUACCUUCUUCAGGACAGUCUGGGAGGGGACAGCAAGACUCUGAUGAUGGUGCAGGUGUCUCCUGUUCUCGGAAACCUCAGCGAGUCACUUUGCUCGCUCAAGUUCGCUCAGCGUGUUCGCAACGUGGAGCUGAACUCCACAAGCGCCGCCUCCAGGAGACUUGACAACUCGUCUACUUCGUCCUCGCCGACCCACGACAGCGUGGAGCUGGACUCGCCACCCGACACCCCGAUGCCCGUACCUAUCUCUCGCGCCAGCAGCGCUGGCUCCUCCCUUUCUUCGGCCUCAAGAACUUCCGGCAGCUCGCGUCGCAGAUCACAGUCGCAGCUUUCCGCUGACUCAUUUAGACCCAUUGUUGGGGGCCAGUAGGCAGGACGACUGAAGAUGACGGCGUGAGGCGUGGACAUGGUCACAGAAGGCGCGUUGGUUUCCAUGGUGAUCAGCUGACAACAGUGUUUUGGAGGGGUUUUUUUGCACUUUAGCUGAUUUAUUUUUUUUUGCAUCCAUAUUUUAAUGACUAUAUUAUAACGAACAGUUUUCAUCCAAUGAGGAUGCUGACAGUUUUCAAACGGACCAAAUUUGGUCUUCCUAAACACACAUGCACAAGUGUGUGUCGUGUUAACCAUCUUUUAAUGUCAAUAUUAUAACGAACAUUUUUCAUCCAAAGAGGAUGCUGACAGUUUUCAAACGGACCAAAUUUGGUCUUCCUCAACACACGUGCACACGUGUGUGUGUCACGUGAAAGUCGAUCAACUCUGAUUAGUUUGCUUUUUGUAUUUAAUUUUUAAUAAACGUAAAUACACCAAA
Messenger RNA from Nerophis ophidion (straightnose pipefish), 3458 nucleotides. RefSeq names its product kinesin family member C3 (gene kifc3). The transcript is spliced from 23 exons. Lineage: Eukaryota; Metazoa; Chordata; Actinopteri; Syngnathiformes; Syngnathidae. The record is from RefSeq and is a predicted model, not a curated record. Gene Ontology annotation, molecular function: microtubule motor activity; microtubule binding; ATP binding. Gene Ontology annotation, biological process: microtubule-based movement. The coding region runs from base 216 to 3020 and encodes 934 amino acids.